UAGGGAGAUACCUGGGUGGAGGAUCGGGAGGGUCGUGGGAACGCGCCGUGGCUUGCAUAGCCCAGGAGAGCAGCCAGGAUUGGCUCCGAAAGUGCGGGAGAGAAUCACCAGGGGGGACUUGCUGGGAAUGGAGGGGAUUGGGAAGAGGGCGGAUGUACCCCCGAGUUGAUAUUUCUAAAAUAUAUUUUCAAAAUACGCGCAGGAACCCCAGAUUUCAGUGCCCCGUGGGACAGAGAAGGAGGCUUGUCAUCACGGAUCAGGUCUGGGCUAGGUGGUUUUAUCAAGAGUGCCUGCCAUCCUCUGCAUCUCGUUCAGAAGCAGGACUUUGAAAGGAAGAGAUCUGGGUUCCUGAUCCCUUUGCUUUUUGGAUUUUUCCCAUGCACGAUUUGCAAACCUCCCAACUUCUACUUAAGGAAAUUCCCAUCUAGAUUGAUAGGAACCGGAGUGGAAGUAACCAGGGCUUACUAAGGGAACUCAAAUAACUAAAGACUAGCUUGCUGAAGGUUGUGUCAGCUCCAAUCAACAUAGUCUCUUUGACUAGGCUCAUAACUGGGGAGCACCAGUUUAUAGAAAGUUGAACAAAAGCAGGGUUUUUUUAUGUAUAUCCAUGUAUCUAUUUGUCGUCUCUCAUAUUCAUACAUACACACCAGAGACAGAGAGCAAAAUAUUUUGAUAUAACAGGCCUAAUUUUUUUUAAAUAUAUGAAUGGAAAAUUUGAGUCCCCAACUCAAACUUUAAAAAUGUAGAAUGACUUGUGGUUUGACUAUAUUAUAUCAAGCCUCAAAUGUAGGCAUUUAAUUAGUUGUAGUGUUUUGAGGCAGGUGCUUUUUCAGAGUUUAUUAUCUUGUUAAUUAUCUAUAUUAAUUCUUUUAAAAUCCGGAUGCCUACAGGCAAGGCUGGGUGAAGAUAAUGAUAUCAUCAUGUGGUGGUGUUUUCUAAUAACUGAAUGUAAACAUAUUUACAUGAAGAUAAAAUUGCAGUGAUUGCAGUGGCAGAUCCUAAACACAUUGACUUGGAAGAAUAAUAUAAUAACUUACUUGAUAAAUGUUGUACCUUGAUGAACAUAUCUUUUCUUUUAUGUACACUGAGAGCAUAUGCACCAAGACAAAUUCCUUGUGUGUCCAAUCACACUUGGCCAAUAAAAAAUUCUAUUCUAUUCUAUUCUAUUCUAUUUAAAAAUAACUUGAAUUAUAUACAGUAUCAAGGAUAAAUACUAGGUGAAUACAAUUCUCUUAUAAAGUCAAAUUGCAUUACUGUAUUUCUCUUUUCAGGAAAGAGCUUCAGGCUCAUAGUUACUAUGUUGAAUUGUAGAUUUUUAAUGUGUGUGUAAUUCUUUUUGGAUUCAAGUAAUGAAUAGACUAUAGAAGCUAACUCCAUGGAGCCCAGAAUGAUUCUUCUAUUAAAUUUGAUGCAUAUACUUUAAAACAAAUUUCUUUGAAAGCAGCAUAUUAAACAUAUAAAGUGGUAUGUUUAUAUAGUCAGGCCUACCAAACAAGGAACCCCAGAUUAAUUGGUAAAAUUUGCUGUAUUUGUAGAAUGUUAAUGUUUGGCUUCCUUUUUGACAGCAAGGGCAUAAAGAAGAGAAUGGCUGGUGACUAUGAUUUCUUAAAAAGUCUGCAGAAUAACUUGCAAGAACUGAACCACCUCCGGGCAAAAUACUUAACAUCAACAAAAAGUCCAUCAUCUGUUGGGAUUAAGUCGUUUUUUCGUGAUCAACAACAACUACCAGGGGAGAAUAUGAAUAUCCAGUCAUUUACUCCUAGGAAGAGUAUUCGUCAUCGUAAUCCAUAUUGGCCUGAUGAAGAAAUACGGACCUUCAUUGAGAUCUGGGGUGAUGAUCAAGUCCAAGCCUCACUGGCCACCAACUUUCGCAAUGAGGCACAGUAUGAAUGGAUCUCUGAUAGGAUGCGAGAAUAUGGCUAUGACCGGGAUAUGAAGCAGUGUCGCUUGCGUGCCAAGGAGCUUCGGCGAGGAUACAAGGCAAUUGUUUGUGGAAACAACUCUUCUGUGAGUGGUCAACGUGCCUUGCCAUUUUAUGAUUCCUUGAACAGUUUCCUGUGCAUGCACAAGGGUCUUGUGGUGUCCAAAGUUUCUCUAUCUAUAGAUAGGAGGACUCACGAAGUCCAAAAAUUGGGCUUGGAGCAAGAAAAAAAUGAAAAGCUAAGUGUUGUCUUGGUUUCUGAUGAUGAUGAAGCAUCCAUCCCAGAACCUACAAAUGACUCCAAUGGCUAUUUUCAAGAUGCACGGAUGGAUUCCGAACCUGUCCAUGCCCAGUCUCCAGGUGAUGAAUGGGAACCGCAUGGAGAAGAUGGCCUUCUUGCGGGAGAUGUGGCUUCACCUAGUUUCCCUAAUACAAGAGGAGAUGGUCAUUCCGUCAGUUCAGGCCCAUCCGGCACUUUUUCCAGGGCAUCCCUGGUUGACGCUGACAGAAUAAACAACAACCACUGGAAUAGGAAACACAGGAGACAAACUGAAACUACUUCAGACAUAGUAGACGCCAUUUCCCAAGUGGGUGACAGACUGGUAAAUGCUCUGUCUGAUUUGCAGUCAAAACACAGUGAAACCUCUGAACUUGCACAGAGUAGAACGUGUGAGUCCCAUAAAGAGGAAUUUACCAUACUUGCCAAUUAUGUAAAUCAGGCUGCUCAAAACGUGGACAAACUGAUUGCUCUCAUGGAGACGUCUACCAGGAGGAUAGCAGAUGCCAUGGACAGACAGACAGUUGCCUUAGAGAAUCUGGCACAAUUGUUUGCUGCAAGAGCACCAGCAAUUUCAGUGCCCUUGGUUUCCCAGGAGCAGUCUAUGAUGGUGUCUUCCCCCAGAAUUUGUGUAUCGGUUCCGUCAGAAUUAUACAAUACUGUGAACAAUUUAACAGGAAAUCGCACUUCUAACCAAAAAGCACAAGAUUUGCCUGCUGAAGACUGUCAACCAGUGGCAAAGAGAAUAAAAACAGAAGACGACUUAAUAUAAUUUGUUCAGAAAUCCUCAGAUGUUCUGUUCUCUCAUAAAAUGAACAUUCGUCCUUAUUCGCUCAUUUUUUUCAAAGGCAGUUGUGGGGGGAGGGAAUCAGGAAAGUGGGUGGUAUAAGAAAUAUUGUGCCCUGUUUAUUUUUUUUAAUAAAAAGAUUUUUAGCUAGAGCAAUAUAUUUGUAGGUGGAUUUAUAUAUAAUUUGGAAGGAUGAAUGUUGCCCGUUGUAAUGAAAUUGUACGGUUCGUUGGCAUUCCAUUCUGUGGUUUGAAUUCUGUUCUGCUUAGGUAUGCCACAGGCUGUUGUCCUGUGCACACUUACUUGGACAUAAGAUAUUAGGUUUUAUUUCAGAUUGUGAUUGUGGUCAGGAUGUUGGCUUUGGACCUGAAGAACAUAUUGAGAAUUUAAGCACAGCCAUGAACAUAUGAUGGCUUUUAGUAGAUUCUACAGAG
Ahaetulla prasina is the source of this 3419-nucleotide messenger RNA. RefSeq lists its product as uncharacterized. The coding region runs from base 1537 to 2970 and encodes 477 amino acids. The transcript is spliced from 2 exons. The record is from RefSeq and is a predicted model, not a curated record. Lineage: Eukaryota; Metazoa; Chordata; Lepidosauria; Squamata; Colubridae.